Purpureocillium takamizusanense is the source of this 1187-nucleotide messenger RNA. RefSeq lists its product as uncharacterized. Bases 192 to 764 code for a protein of 190 amino acids. The transcript is spliced from 4 exons. Gene Ontology annotation, biological process: protein retention in ER lumen; retrograde vesicle-mediated transport, Golgi to endoplasmic reticulum. NCBI's taxonomy places the organism in Eukaryota, Fungi, Ascomycota, Sordariomycetes, Hypocreales, Ophiocordycipitaceae. Gene Ontology annotation, cellular component: Golgi membrane. The record is from RefSeq and is a predicted model, not a curated record.
UCGCGUCGCCUCAAAGGACAGACAGGCCAGAAGACCCUUUUUUCUGGAAGCAGCCAACUCCUCGACCUUGCUUCGCACGACCUGCACAGUCCCAGUCGCCACAGCUUCAUCGCGACAAUCUCAGCUGCUCCUGUAGCUCUUCAGUCUUAUCCUACCACUCCUUGCCCGCGACUCGCAGGCCCCACGGCAAGAUGGACGCGCCGGAGCCCGACCAGACCCCCUUCGCCAGCGUCACGGCGCACACGUCCAAGAUUCAAAGACAUUACCAAGCUCUCCUGGAUCGGUCGACGCCCUUUGUGCUGUACCGAUGGGUCGGCACCGGCGUCGCACUGCUCCUCUUCUUCCUGCGCAUCUUCGUUGCUCAGGGGUGGUAUAUCGUCGCCUACGCUCUGGGCAUCUACUUGCUCAACCUCUUCCUCGCCUUCCUCCAACCCAAGUUCGAUCCUUCCAACGAUGCGCUCGACAACGAGAUGGAGGAUGGCUCAGUCGGCACCCUCCCGACGAAGCAGGACGAGGAGUUCAAGCCCUUUAUUCGCCGCCUCCCCGAGUUCAAGUUCUGGUACUGGGCCACGCGCGCUGUUACCAUCUCCUUCUUCUGCACAUUUUUUGAGAUCUUCAAUGUGCCCGUCUUCUGGCCCGUCCUGGUCAUGUACUGGCUGAUACUUUUUGUUCUGACGAUGCGAAAGCAGAUUCAGCACAUGAUCAAGUACCGCUACGUUCCCUUUACCGUUGGCAAGAAGAGCUACCGCAAGGAUAACUCGUAAGCGCUUCCACGGGCAGACAAAUAGAGCGCGCGACGCUUUGGACACCUGCAUGUACAAUAUGAUAUGCCGGCCGCCUAAACGGUCACGGGGUUGGUAAAGAGUGCAGCGACGACAGUGCACCAGCGCGUCGGCGACGCGACCAUCGCGAGGUCGGACAUUAGGGAAUAGGGUCAUAUAGACGGCUUGGGCUGGGUGGCGAGAUUGGUGCCGGAGCCUGGUCUUGGAGAUGAUUCAUUAAUGAACAAGCAAUGUUUGAAUGACCAGGCGACACCGAGUCGCAGCAUAAGCAGAGAUCGUAACGGAAGCGGAAGCCAGGCAUUGCAGCGCUCGGGGCCUUUCGGGCGAACCGUGGGACCGAGUAGCGCGGCCAUUCGUCGUUCUUCUAUGAAUUUACAUUGCAAAGUGCUCUGCUGGCCAUAUCUG